AUGGAGAACAAAGAAUCUGUCGAACAUUUGGUGGCCCUUAAAGUUAUGAGACUUACGAAACCAGCUCUAAUAAGUCCUAAGAUAGUUACUUGUGACUUUAAGGAUUUGCCUGGUAAUAUUUUAAACAAUUAUUUGAAAGAUGAUGCGACGUCGGUGGUUCAAAUGGAGACACUAGCUGCUGGACAGUUUCUCUUAUUGCCACAAAGUUUCGGUAAUAUAUAUCUGGGUGAAACAUUUUCAUGCUAUGUAUGUGUGCACAAUGAGACAAAUCAACCAGUACAAAGUGUAUCUAUCAAGGCUGAUUUACAGACGAGUUCUCAGAGAAUUCCAUUAACUACUCAACAAAACCAGGCUCCUAUCAUGCUCGAUGUUGAUGAAACACUCAGUGACGUGAUACAUCAUGAAGUUAAGGAUUUGGGUACGCAUAUCCUUGUCUGCGAAGUUACGUAUAUGUCAAACUAUAGUACACUCGCAUCAUUUAGAAAGUUCUUUAAGUUUGAAGUACUAAAACCUUUGGAUGUCAAAACUAAAUUCUAUAAUGCUGAAUCAGAUGAUGUCUUUGUUGAAGCUCAAGUACAAAAUAUAACAUCCGGGCCAAUUAUACUAGAGACGGUUGCAUUGGAGAGCUCCCAUCAAUUCACAGUCAAAUCAUUGAAUGAAGAUGACAAUGGUGUAUCAGUUUUUGGUGAUGUAACUUUAUUGCAACCACAAGAAAGUUGUCAGUACUCAUAUUGUCUUACACCAAAAGAGAACAUAUUGAAAGACAUCAAGUUGUUAGCAACAGCUAAAAAUAUUGGUAAACUGGAUAUAGUGUGGAGGUCUAAUUUAGGUGAGAAAGGAAGACUGCAAACUAGUCAACUGCAGAGAAUGAUUCCAGAUUAUGGAGAUAUAAGAGUUACUUAUGAAAAUGUCCCAAGUAGAGUUCCUAUCGAUGAGCCUUUUAACUUCAAAUGUAAAAUUGUCAAUGCCAGUGAGAGAACACUUGAUUUGAUUCUCAAACUCCGUUCAUUGCAAAAUUGUAGCCUUCUUUGGUGUGGUAUUUCAAAUAGAAAAUUAGGGCCUUUAGAACCAGGAAAUACCACAAUUGUCAAUCUUACCGUUCUACCAAUAAAUUCUGGCCUUCAUACUGUUACUGGAGUGUCCUUAGUAGAUUUAUUCCUAAAAAGGACUUAUGAUUAUGAUGAUUUAGCCUCUGUAUAUUGUUUAGGUCUGACGCCAGAAGAGCUUGAAUUGAGAGAAGUUGAUUUCAUUGAUAUAGCCUUUGAUGAAGUUAAACCACAUCAUUAUAAAGAAUCCGAGGAUCCAAAACUGUUCAAAUCUGAGAAAUCCGGUCGAGGGCCACUCGUUGAAGGCUGGAGGGACAAUGACAAGCCUGUUAUGUGUUGCUACAAAGUAGUCCAUGCCAAGUUUGAAGUGUGGGGUCUUCAGACGAAAGUUGAAGAAUAUGUACAAGGGGCUAUAAGAGAUAUUUUACUUCUUGGACAUAUUCAAGCGUUUGCUUGGAUGGAUGAAUGGUUCAACAUGACAAUAGAAGAUGUGAGGAGGUAUGAGAAGGAAAUGCAAGAUAAAACUAAUAUGAAGAUUAAAAUUGCAUUGGAGGAAAACGAAGAAGAACAGAAAGGUGAUAGCAGGAAGUCAUCUCAACCGGCUACACCAAAAAGUCCUAAGACUCCAAGUGCUAGCACACCAUCAGCUGAAUCUAAAUCAUGGUUCUCUUGGUCAUAA
Molecule: messenger RNA, 1725 nt
Organism: Danaus chrysippus (African queen)
Lineage: Eukaryota; Metazoa; Arthropoda; Insecta; Lepidoptera; Nymphalidae
Source: the annotation of a GenBank genome assembly